AUGACCUCUACAUUUUCCAAAGUGGGCGGCCUCAUCGACGAUGACGAAGAGGAGCGGCGGCAGAUCAGCCUGCAAGCGCAGGCUCUCUACAAGAAAGCACAGGAUGCAUACAGCUCACAGGGUUCGAAGGAGCAUGUUUUGAGGUUGUUUGAAGACGCUGAGGCUGCAAUGAGACCACUGCUUGGAGGAGGCUUGGCGACCUUGGAACCUCAGGAGCUGGAGACGGUACUGAAGGGUCGUCUACAUCAGGCAGUGUCUCUCGCGCAGAUGACAGAAGUUCCAAACCGCUGGAGCCGGGUCAAGUCGCUUUCAGAGGAUGUUCUACAAUUUGACUUCAACAACGCUCACGCGCGGUGGCUGCGGGGCUUGUGCUUGCGAAGCCAAAGCAAGAUGAAGGAAGCUGAGGAGGAGUGUCGCCGAGCAGUGGAAUGCGCGCGAUCACAGGGAAAGGAUGCCGAGGCCCAGCAGUGGGAGAAAGAGAUCUCGGAAACUUUCGACAUCUCUGGAGCCAACCAGACGAGGAAGUCGACAGAGGAGAGAGGAGACACCGAUCAUGCCGGGUCGUCGGAAAGCUCUUCGAAGGCUUCCAAGAAAUCGUCCUCAGCUGCAAUGCAGAAGGGCUUCCUCAAUCGGCCAACUCGGAAGACAGAGGUGACGGGCCAAAGGAAGGGUAGCGAACCCUCCCAGACAGACCAGGAUGGCACAAAAGCAGGCUCCACAGAGGAAAGUCAGAUGUCCAAGCCAAGUGUUCGCGAGGCUGAGCUGGAGCGGGAACUUGAAAAAUUGCGCACAAGCUAUGAGGAGCAGGAGGUGCACCUGCAUCAGCAGAUCAUGUCCCUGAAGGCCAUGAAGUCUGAGGAGCAGCACUUUCGAGAUGAAGCUGAGGCACUUCUUCAAGAGUUAGAGAGCCAAAGCACGGCAACUCCAUCCGCCUCCAGCAGUUGCCUUCCCGCAGACGCACAGGCAGCCCUCCAGGUGGCAACUGAUCGUAUGCAGGCUGGCCGCGCAUGGGCAGAGAAUGAGCAGCAGAGGUAUGUGGAGUUCUCUACCGAGGUACUGACGCUUCAAGAGAUGUCGGCAAGGGAAUUUCGAGAGCAAGAGGAUGUUGGUUUGAAGCAAAGCAAAGAGCUUCGGGAGCUUGCCAAGCGCUUUGGCGACCUGCUGAGGCUGGCAAGACUACUUGAUGGGUAUGUCAGGGAGCGAUCCGCUGGUCGCGAGCAAGAUGCUGAUGUUCAGCAGCUAGCACAGCAAGUUGCGGACUUCCGCGGGCUCUCCUGGACCGUCAAGAUAUCCGCCAUGGUUGACGACGGGGCGAUCCUUCGGAUCUUCGUGGUGUCUGCGGUGUUGGGCAUGCUUUUCACUUUGGCAGUGGUGGUGGAGACUGGACUCGGGCAAACCUGCUCACUGACCUGCGGGCGAGCCGUACCAUGA
Messenger RNA from Symbiodinium pilosum, 1431 nucleotides. The record is from the annotation of a GenBank genome assembly. Lineage: Eukaryota; Dinophyceae; Suessiales; Symbiodiniaceae.